AUGUAUAAUGAAGCGUUAGUGUUGAUCGAGGAUUUAUGUGUGGUAAUUUCAAAUUUACCACUUAAUUAUUAUGGCAUGCCACCACCUAAUCGCCCAGCUACCGACUUAGUCAACGUCGAUUUACAACGAGAAAAACAAUAUGACCGUGGAAAUUUAGCAACAAUUAUUGUGAACAGUGAGCCAUUACUGACACCAGAACAAAAAAAAAUUUAUGAUCGGAUUAUGCUGGCUGUUGCUGCUGAACAAGGUGGUUUUUUUUUCUUGGGCGCACCAGGGGGAACCGGUAAGACAUUUUUAAUAUCGUUGCUUCUUGCCAAAAUACGGUCGCAACAGAAAAUCGCAUUGGCAGUUGCAUCGUCAGGCAUUGCGGCUACUUUGCUAGAUGGUGGGCGAACGGCACAUUCAACAUUUAAGCUGCCAUUGGACAUUCAUCAUAAACCAAAUGCAAUAUGUAGCAUAAAAAAGAAUAGUGGAAUAGCUGCAGUGUUGCGAAAGAGUUCAAUAAUAAUUUGGGAUGAGUGCACAAUGGCUCACAAAUAUUCACUCGAAGCAUUGCAUAGAACUAUGCAAGAUUUGAACGGCAAUAAUAAACUUUUCGGUGGUGCUAUCUUACUUUUGUCGGGUGAUUUCCGACAGACUUUACCGGUUAUACCUCGCUCUACUUUCGCGGAUGAGAUUAAUGCAUCUUUGAAACAAUCAUUCUUAUGGCGAAGUGUUGAAACACUUCGAUUGACGAUAAACAUGCGCGAACGACUGCAAAAUGAUCCAUCAGCACAAAUAUUUUCCGAACAAUUACUACAUAUUGGGAACGGCAAAAUAGAAGUUCAACCAAAUAUGCAAUGCAUUAAACUGCCAGACAAUUUCUGCACUGUUCUUCAGGAAAAAAAUGAAUUGAUUCAAAGUAUUUUUCCGAAUAUACAGAAUAAUUACUUGAAUCACACCUGGCUCAGUCAUGGAGUGAUUUUGGCAGCUAGCAAUGUUGACGUUGACGAAAUUAACUUUCAGAUACAACAGUUGUUACCAGGCGAUCUGAUGUCUUUUAAAUCAAUCGAUACUGUUGUUGAUGAAAAUGAAAGUGUCAAUUUUCCAAUUGAAUUUUUAAAUUCACUAGAUAUACCUGGAAUGCCACCACAUAAUCUUCGAUUAAAGAUUGGUUCCCCUAUUAUUCUACUACGUAAUUUGAAUCCACCUCAAUUAUGCAACGGUACGCGUUUGGUCAUCAAAAAGAUCACUGGAAAUAUUCUUCAAGCAACCAUUUUAACUGGGAAGUUUAAAGGAAAAGUGGUCCUGUUGCCACGUAUUCCAAUGAUACCAUCAGAUUCUACCAUACCCUUCAGAAGGCUACAGUUUCCAAUUCGUUUAGCUUUUGCCAUGAUUAUAAAUAAGUCGCAAGGCCAAACAAUGUCCAUUUGUGGUUUAGAUUUGGAAAAUCCAUGUUUUUCCCAUGGGCAACUAUAUGUUGCAUGUUCACGUGUAGGAAAACCGUCGAAUCUAUGUGUGUUAGCUAAAGACAGGUUAACCAAAAAUAUUGUGCACCGAUUAGUGCUAAAUUAA
Molecule: messenger RNA, 1554 nt
Organism: Diachasmimorpha longicaudata
Lineage: Eukaryota; Metazoa; Arthropoda; Insecta; Hymenoptera; Braconidae
Exons: 1
Coding region: 1-1554 (517 amino acids)
Biological process (GO): telomere maintenance; DNA repair
Molecular function (GO): DNA helicase activity
Source: RefSeq, a predicted model, not a curated record